Molecule: messenger RNA, 1080 nt
Organism: Syngnathus typhle (broad-nosed pipefish)
Lineage: Eukaryota; Metazoa; Chordata; Actinopteri; Syngnathiformes; Syngnathidae
Product: BH3-interacting domain death agonist-like
Exons: 4
Coding region: 210-785 (191 amino acids)
Biological process (GO): apoptotic mitochondrial changes; positive regulation of release of cytochrome c from mitochondria; positive regulation of extrinsic apoptotic signaling pathway
Cellular component (GO): cytosol; cytoplasm; mitochondrion
Source: RefSeq, a predicted model, not a curated record
UUUUGUGUUCAAAUCGAAAGCAUAUUUCGGAUCACGUGAUCAAUUGAUGCUCCACCUAUCAAACUUCAGUGGCUAUGGCAUGAUCACUUGCCCAGAUGAGGAAACUGUUGUGGUGCAUCUAAUAACCAGGGUGGCUUUGCUACUUUACAGGCGACCUAUUACAAACCACCUCCAUCUCCCUCUUCAGGACGGUAGUAUUCAACAAAGUGAUGGAUGAUCUGACAAAGUUGGCCAGCGAGCAAAACGCCGCUUUGGUAGUGUUGAGCUUCCUCCAGGCGGACUGCAGUGACGUGCAGUAUAACAAGGCAGUUUGCUCUUUGGGAAAUGAGCUAACAAAAACUUGGAGGAGCAGUUGCGAAGAAGAUGAUGGAGUCAUUGAAAGUGACGGAUACCUGCCCAUAUCCAACGCGGAUCUCAUCGCAGGCAUGGAGCCUGGGGUGGAGCACUACUGGCCUGGUGGUGAUGGGGAAGCAAGAGACCUGCAGGAGAUUGCAGCCAGACUGAGAGAAAUUGCUGCCCAGUUUCAGCAGAAUGUUGUGGACCAGGCUGCCCAAAACCUGCGCAGGAAUAUCCUGUCCUCACCCAGUGAGCAGUGGCUGGACCUCCUAAAAAGUGAAGUUCAGAGGGCCAUGAUGAUGGUUGGGUUGGAGCAACUGCCCCAGGAGAGGGUCAUCUUGGCCCUCAGCCUCACCCUGAUGAAGCAAGUGUGUGUACACAGCCCACAAUUGCUUCGAGAUCUCUUCAACACCGCGCUGCGGUAUGUCACUCUUCCAAGGCCAAGGUGACUUCAAGUGGGAAGGAUGAGAAAGAAUAAAUGUGAAAUGUUGGCAGGGUGAAAAAAAUGAAAUGUUAAGCCACUUCUCAAAAACGACUGUUGAAAUAUCGUUUUCGACCGUUAGUCUUAUUUUGUAAACAGGAAUGCAACGUUUGUGUAACGUUUGACAUGUGAUUUUGUGAGUUCUAUUUUUGUCAAAUGUUCAUGUAAAAUGAAGAAAAAUUAGAGCACUGUAUGCAUUCAAUUACCUCUACUUUGUAAAAUGUUAAAAUAAAUGGUGUUUUUUUUUAUCAUACCAUCAAAAA